AUAUACUGAAAGCUCAAGACCGAUGUGCAGCACCAAGGAGGGACUGUUAACUGUGGUUUCUACUUUGGAAAGCACUAAAACAGUUUUCUGAUACAUGAUAUUUUUGGCGCACCUCUCCUUGUUCCACCAACUCGUCUGAAGAAUGCAGUCCAUCAGAGACAUGAAGUCCAACUUUAGUACUCCGUCGUGCUCAAUUCCCGGUGGUCCCGAUGCUUAUCGCCAAGGCAACAUCAGGAUGACUCUGGAGAACCCAGAACUCUGGAAGUCCUUCCAUGAAAUAGGAACAGAGAUGAUUAUCACUAAACCAGGCAGGAGAAUGUUUCCACACUGUAAAAUCAACCUUUCUGGACUAAUUCCAUGUUCCAAGUACAUCUUGUUGGUUGACAUGGUACCUGUGGAUGGUUUCAGGUAUAAGUGGAAUAAAGAGAAAUGGGAAGUGACUGGGAAGGCGGAGCCUCAGCCUCCUUGUCGGACGUACCUGCACCCAGACUCUCCGGCCCCUGGGAGCCACUGGAUGAAACAGUCGGUGUCCUUCCUCAAGCUCAAGCUCACCAACAACACUCUGGACCAACAUGGCCAUAUCAUUUUGCAUUCCAUGCACUGCUAUCAGCCGCGCUUCCACGUUGUCCAGGCAGACGACAUGUACAGUGUACGCUGGAGUGUCUUCCAGACCUUCACCUUCCCUGAGACCUCCUUCACCUCAGUCACCGCUUACCAGAACACUAAGAUAACAAAGCUGAAGAUUGACCACAACCCAUUUGCGAAAGGCUUCCGAGACGAAGGAACUAAUACAAAAAAGCGUGCUAACAGAAUCCCAGCCUCAACAGAGAAAAAAGCAAAGGAAAUGGAUUAUCUAAGCAAAGACUCAUAUGAGGACAGCCCUUCAAGCUUACAGAGGUCAUCAUAUGAGGGAUACGAAGGAGAGCGGGCAGAACUCACUGAGAGAAAAGAGGAGGAAGUGGUGAAAGAGGAGCACUACUCCCCUUGGGGGCCUGAUAGGGAGCAUGGACACCACGGCCAGACAGACACACCCCCUGGACCCGACGUCAGGGACAUGUACAAUGCAGAGCAGCGAGUACCAACCCCAGCUUCAUACCAGCCUUACAGGUUCCAUAAAUACGGGAAGUCUCCAUCUCCGUCCUCCAACCUGGGCAGCAGCAAUGGCGGUUCUGGGCGGGCCAGCUUUGAGUCCAGAGUCCCUGAUGUAGCCACAGUCCCAGAGCAUGAGGCCUCCAAGCCCUCUGUUAAUGAGAUUAGAUCAUCUCCCUGUGGCCCGCAGCCCCUUGCAGGACAUCAUCCGGACUACACAGGGGUGCUCAACAUGUCCCAAGCAGGCAAGCCAGGGAUCCUCAGCCACCACAUCUACAGCCCUUACGGCACAGAGCAGACCCUGGGUCAGUGGAGCGGCCCCAGCCAUGCCCAGUACCCUCCCCCUCACCACCUGCCCACUGACUACAGUACCCCGGCUGUGCACCACGGAUAUCACCAUGGCAACGUGGCUGAGUGGAGCCAGUACCCACUCUUCUCCUACUCAUGCUGGUGAACCAUUUCCUCACAGUUUCUCCCAAAAGAGAAGGACUGCAGUCUCACAGGUGACUCAGUGAGACCUCAUAAAUGCUACUAUGCUGUCAUACCUGUGUUUCCCCUAGAGGUCUGUCCCAAGUCCAGCAUCACACCCUGAUGGCUGCUGGUCCAGAGCUCAUGGGCAUGCUGAGGCUGAGGGAGAAGGAUCUGGGUCCGAAGAAACAUCAGCAAGCAGAAAUGAUAAUGGAGUGGAACAGAGACAAUGUGCUUUAGAAUGACUACCAGAGUAGUGCUGUUGACUCGUCUGAUAACACAGCUGGCUUUAGGCCUGAAAAUGAAUAUGUUCCUACCAAUUAUAUGUUUAUUGUUGAAUUGUCUAUUUAUUUUGUUUUGAUUUCAUUUUUUUCAAAUAUUUUUGUAAAAAAAUAAAUGUUUUGUGUGUAAUAAAUAGCUUUAAUGAGAUUGUAAU
Salmo salar (Atlantic salmon) is the source of this 1993-nucleotide messenger RNA. RefSeq names its product T-box-containing protein TBX6L. Gene Ontology annotation, molecular function: DNA-binding transcription factor activity, RNA polymerase II-specific; RNA polymerase II cis-regulatory region sequence-specific DNA binding. The record is from RefSeq and is a predicted model, not a curated record. Gene Ontology annotation, cellular component: chromatin; nucleus. Gene Ontology annotation, biological process: heart morphogenesis; positive regulation of DNA-templated transcription; regulation of transcription by RNA polymerase II. Lineage: Eukaryota; Metazoa; Chordata; Actinopteri; Salmoniformes; Salmonidae.